AUUAUGAGUAAAAUGUAUGCGAUGUUCAUAUAACCAUAAUCUAAAUGAAGAAAACAAAACUAAAUCCAGGUCAUUGAUUGAGUCUUCUUCCAUCUCCCUCUCCCUGGAGAGCCAAGAAACAUAGCCAGAAACUACCAUGAAUGCGACAAAAACAAACAGAAAACCUUCUCUUAAAUAAAACCACUCCAUAAUUCAUCCCAAAUAAUACUCUCUCCGUCUCCAUUUCCCUCUGAAUCUCUCAGAGGGAGAUAGGGAGAAAGAAGGAGAGUCUGGUUGUUGCAGAGAAGAUUAUCCUAUUCAAAGUGAUGAUCCCACGUACUCUCUUCUUUUUCACCUUCGACAUAAAACAGGGGAGAACAGAGCGAAACAGAGGGAAAAUAGAAUAAAUUAGAGCAAGUCCCGUUUUAUUUCAAUGCAACUAUCAUUCAAAAUCCUUCAGAAUCUCUCAUGGACAUUCUUGAUUUUUCUUAUUUUCUUCUUUCUCUCUUCUUCUGCCACCCGUAAUUCUGAAAUCCAACUUACCUGCGGUUCCCAUAAGGACGAGCUCAAUUCCACUAUCUCCACGUCUUUCGUUCCAAAUUUUGUCAAAGUCAUGGAAUCUAUCCAACAACAAGUGUCUAGGAGAAACUGGGGGCAUGCUGCUGUUACCUGGCCAUCGCCUCAGGUCCAUGCCUUAGCCCAGUGCCACAGUGAUCUCUCUACCCUUGAUUGCAAACUCUGUUUUAGCCAGGGCAGAGUAAAGCUUCCCGGUUGCCUCCCCAGUACGGCUGCUCGUAUCUUUCUUGAUGGCUGCUUUCUUCGCUACGAUAAUUACAGCUUCCUCCAUGAAUCCAUCGACCCUAAUUAUGAUAAUGUGAACUGUAGCCAGGCAGCAGGUGUUUUGAUAGAUAGCUCUUUGCACAUGGAUUUUAGGAGAAAGGUUGCAGAUGUGAUCAAGAAUGUCACUGAAAGAGCCCUUGGCAACGGAACGUUUGCCACUGUAGAGGGAAAAGGAGGAGUCGUUCCAGCUUAUGCAUUGGCUCAGUGUUGGAAUUCACUUAACUACAGGGAGUGCAGAGAUUGCUUGGUGAAGGCAGGCUCACAAUUGAGGACAUGUGCUCCUGGGGCACAGGGCCAGGCUCUGUUUACCGGUUGUUAUAUGCGGUAUUCUACAGAGAGAUUCUUUAACACCAGCUCAGAAGCAGCAGACCAAGGAAGCUCACAUGCUGGUAUGAUAGGAGCAAUUGCCUUAGCAGCAGCAGCCUUUAUCGUGCUGGCUUCCUUUGGUGCUUUUAUUGGGUAUGGGAGAUUAUCUAAGAGGAAAGCAGAGCAAAACAAUCUUAGGGGCCUUACAAACUGGUCUAAUUUGAAUUUUAAGUAUGAAGUGCUUGAGAAGGCAACCAAUUUUUUUAGCGACGACAUGAAAUUAGGUCAAGGAGGGGCCGGUUCUGUAUUUAAAGGAAGUCUCCCAGAUGGAAGAACGGUUGCAGUUAAGAGAUUGGUCUAUAAUACACAGCAAUGGGUUGAUCAAUUCUUCAAUGAAGUGAACUUGAUCAGUGAUAUUCAACACAAAAAUCUUGUAAGACUUCUGGGUUGCAGUAUUGAAGGCCCUGAGAGCCUUCUUGUUUAUGAAUAUGUACCCAACAGGAGCCUUGAUCAAAUUCUUUUCAUGAAGAACACAAUACAUAUCCUAAGCUGGCAGCAGCGGUAUAAUAUCGUCCUUGGAACAGCAGAAGGGCUUGCGUAUCUUCAUGGAGGUUCAGGAGUAAAAAUUAUCCACAGAGACAUAAAAACUAGCAACAUUCUCCUUGAUGAGAUGCUUACUCCAAAGAUUGCUGAUUUUGGACUUGCUCGUUGCUUUGCGACUGAUAAUACCCAUAUUAGCACAGGGAUUGCAGGAACACUGGGUUAUAUUGCUCCUGAGUAUCUUAUUCGAGGACAGCUAACAGAGAAAGCAGAUGUUUAUGGUUUUGGUGUUCUUGUUCUGGAGAUUGCAACUGGCGAAAAGAAGAGCAUUUAUUCACAGGGAUCGAAUUCAAUUUUGCACUCUGUUUGGAAGCAUUACAAGGCAAAAACACUUGCUCAAGCCAUUGAUCCCAGGCUUAGAGAUAGACAUCCUGAAAAAGAUGCAGAAAAUGUGCUUCAAAUAGGACUUCUAUGCACACAAGCUUCUGCUUUACUAAGACCGUCCAUGGCUGAAGUAGUUCAGAUGCUAACCAAUAGAGAAUGUGAAAUCCCUUCACCAAAGCAACCUCCGUUCUUAAAUGCUAGUCUAAUUAAUGCAGAUGACUCCACAGAAAACUCUAUUACGAUUUCACUUACCAAGAGUACUUCCAUAACCAUAAAUCCGCAAGUAUUAACUCAACUACCCUCGAAUGAUGCCCAAUAUUCAUUUGUUACAGCUAGUCCCACGUGGAGUUGUGCUUCAUUGGAAAAUUCUGAGACAAGAUAGUAUCAACUCAAUAGUGUAUAUUCAAUAAAUGGACCAAUGUAUAGUGCAUAUUCAAGAAUUCAAGUCAAGAGACAGACCUCUUUGCAGUACCUGAAGUGGGUUGGUAAAGAAUCGAUCGAGCAAGACAUCUGCCAGUGGAGAAUGACGUGUUUCAGCCAUUGAAGUUGAAAAGAGUUGGUACACAUAAAGUGGAAGGACAAGGUUGGCUUAUCACGCGGAGAUGCUUGGCUGCUUAUGAUACUUGGAAUUUUUCCAUGGAUAGGGGAGAUUCACAUAGUUUUUUCUUUUAUUUUUUAAACAAAACCUUAUGUAAUUUUGGGUCAUUCCCUCGUAGAUCUUUAAAAAAAGGGAAGAAGAAUCUUUUUUUUGCUCUUCCUUUUUCUUUCUUUCAUGUCCUAAGGUCUACGUGGGUUAAUCUCUUUUAGGUAUGGCCUUUUUCAAACAUUUCUUUCAGGUGGCGUAUUCUAUGAGAACAGAAUUAGAAAAAUGUGAAAUGGGUUUGUUUGUCACUCAAUUUUUCCUGCAAUGUGGUCAUGUCGGCAUCGAAAGGCAUCACCAACUACUACUCAUGAUGGAUGAAGUUGAAACCUAUUGCCAUCCACAGUGAGUGGUUCUGGCUGGCACUAUGGAUAAUAGUAAUAAUAAUAAUAGGAGGCUCCCUUGCCGAUAAAUUUGUUUUAAAACCAUCUCAAACUCCACUUUAAUUCAUUCUAUGCUGUUGCUCAAUAAUCUAGUUCAUUGCAUUGUGCUAAAAUUUAGUCUAAAUUUUGCUAGGGGUUAUUUUCGAGAUUGUAACUUGUACCGCUAAAUUUAGGCAUCUUGCUCUCACCUUUUCUUUUCUUACCUCUUCGUCGCCAACUCACUUCAUGUCAGGUCAUUUCUUCCUAUUGUUCUCCAUUUUCAAAUUCACACUUGCUGCAUCCCAAGCCUUUUUCUGCCUUUUGCAACAAUGUCAAAUGUAAAUCAGUUAGUCGCCUUUAUGCACUGGAUUGGUCGCCAAAGGAAGAAGAGGAAGAUGGAAUCGGUCUUAGACUCGGAGGGGGCUCUGAAAACUUCACUACCGCAACCUUCACCAUCCAAUCCUUUCCCUUGUCCUAUUCACUGUCGCCAUUGUUGUGGAUCUGUCAUGUGCUUUAAUGGAAGAAACCAUCACAACUUGUACUUUAUAUUACUAUCUGGUAAAAAUAGAAAUUUUUUUAAAGAGUUAGGCUUGACAUCUGUUGAGAUCCUACAUUGAUUUUGGCUUGGACACUCUUUUCUCCUUAAACUAACUUUUGGGGUGAGUUAGGCCCGAUCUAUUUUAGUAUUUCACGUUUUAGGUAUUCGUUCUUGGGCAUGAGAAAAGUUUAUUAAGAUUCCA
Messenger RNA from Hevea brasiliensis (rubber tree), 3791 nucleotides. RefSeq names its product cysteine-rich receptor-like protein kinase 1. Gene Ontology annotation, molecular function: ATP binding; protein kinase activity. Gene Ontology annotation, biological process: protein phosphorylation. Lineage: Eukaryota; Viridiplantae; Streptophyta; Magnoliopsida; Malpighiales; Euphorbiaceae. The record is from RefSeq and is a predicted model, not a curated record.